Messenger RNA from Triticum dicoccoides, 964 nucleotides. RefSeq lists its product as uncharacterized. The transcript has a single exon. Lineage: Eukaryota; Viridiplantae; Streptophyta; Magnoliopsida; Poales; Poaceae. Bases 69 to 734 code for a protein of 221 amino acids. The record is from RefSeq and is a predicted model, not a curated record.
ACCCCAAAUCUCCAACCAUCAUAUCUGAAGUUCUCAACACCAUAAGCCGAGCGCCCGGGGACAAAACCAUGACUAUCCUCUCCAAGGAUGCUCCUGCGGAGAUCUCCCACCCCGCCCACCCCGAGCACAAGCUGAAGCUGAUGGCCACCGGCGCCGCGGAGUUCCAGUGCAACGUCUGCAAGGAGCUAGGCGCCGGGGACCGGUACACAUGCCGACCCUGUGACUUCGACCUCCACAGCGACUGCGCCCUGGCAGAGGCCACGCUGGUGCACCCAUUGCUCAAGGGCAGAGAGUUCCAGCUCCGCCUCGAGCACCCGCGCCACAGCGACGCCGGCGGCAGGACAUGCGGCGCCUGCGGCGGGAAGGUGCUCGGGCUGCACUACCACUGCGCCGCCAAGAAGGGCAUGAACCUCCACCCGUGCUGCGCGGCACUGCCGCUGGUGAUCCCUCAGGAGGAGCUCACGCUGGAGCUUCGGAAGGAGGCGUCUCACCGGUGCAGCAGCUGCCGGGAAAGAGGCAGGAGCAGGGCCUGGUUCUACCGUUCCACCUGCAAGACCGUGUACCUGCACGUCGCCUGCGUCAAAGAGAUUGCUCGCCGGAACCGUGGCGCCGGCGACGGCGAGAGCACUGAUCCAUUCGCUUCCGUUAAGGAAGCGGCGCUGCAGAUCUACCGCGCAAAGAAGGACGAGAGCGAGUUGGAGCGCGUCAUUCUCGAGCUGGUUCUCGGAGGUUGAUGCUGCAAAGCUUUUCUCCCAGAAGAAAAUUUGCAGGUUAAUUAAAUAAUUUGGUGCUCAAUUUGGUAAUGAGCGAACGGGACUAUUCCAUAGUUUGUAGUACUUAUUACUACUGUUUCGUCAUAGAGAUUUCCAUGUAAAAAACAUUGUCAUGUACGUAAGUAUUAUAUAGCGAGAAGUCUAUGCUACGGUUUCAAGGGAUGUGUAAUACUGAUCUUCAUUGAAUGUGA